Phycodurus eques (leafy seadragon) is the source of this 4478-nucleotide messenger RNA. Its product is annotated as transducin-like enhancer protein 1. Lineage: Eukaryota; Metazoa; Chordata; Actinopteri; Syngnathiformes; Syngnathidae. Gene Ontology annotation, cellular component: transcription regulator complex; nucleus. Gene Ontology annotation, biological process: negative regulation of canonical Wnt signaling pathway; regulation of DNA-templated transcription. Gene Ontology annotation, molecular function: protein binding; transcription corepressor activity. The record is from RefSeq and is a predicted model, not a curated record. The transcript is spliced from 21 exons. Bases 666 to 3080 code for a protein of 804 amino acids.
GGGAACUACAGCCGGACGGCGGACGGCGGACGAUUGCUCCGGCCGCCGCCGCUUUGGAAGUAGUUGCUAUCCAAACCAACAUCGUAUUUCUUUUUUUUUUGCUGUUAUGUAUCCACCAUAAGUAAGCGGGAGGUAAAUAUAUCAAAAUUAACAAUUUGGCGGACGGCUCGUGAGUCAAGUGGAGGCUCUUCAGAGCAAUUAACUCGGCAAGGAUUUUGUUACUGACGGAUACUUUUUUUUCCUCCUUCCUUUCUUCUUUCACUCGGAAUACACAGCAGCAAACCUCACAAAAACAACAACAAAAAGCGCGGUGACUACCCAGGGCUUUUCCGUUGCUCAGCUGGUUCUUAACGAGCCGCUCGCUUCCCCCCGUGCUUUUCUGCCUCAUUUGCUGCCCCUCCGGCCGCUGGAGGGUAAGGGGGGCGGCUGGAAACGCCUGGAAGAGAAGCGUGUUACACGGCUUGCUUGGCCUCCCAAGUGUCGGUCCUUCGGCGGAAAGGACGACGGAUGGCUUGGUGAACCGGAGCACCGCCUCGGCAGCACCGACCUCAAGCCCCCCCCCCCCCCCCCCCCCCCCACCUUCCUCCGAAUUUGGUGCCUCUCAAGGUGGGGGCAUCGUGACGGAAGCGGGAGGACACCCCCCCCCUCCUCGUCCGGAGAUAACAAUGUUCCCCCAGGGGCGACACCCGAAUUGCACGGCGGACCGCAUCAAUUGCUCUCGCGGGCCGUUUAUGGCCCACGUGACUCAGACUCCCCACCAGGCUCCGGGUCAGCCCUUUAAAUUUACCAUCCCAGAAUCCCUGGACCGCAUCAAGGAGGAAUUCCAGUUCCUGCAGGCCCAAUACCACAGUCUUAAACUGGAGUGUGAGAAGCUGGCCGGUGAAAAGACGGAGAUGCAGAGACACUAUGUCAUGUACUACGAGAUGUCUUACGGCCUCAACAUCGAAAUGCACAAACAGACCGAGAUUGCCAAGAGACUCAACACCAUCUGCGCGCAAGUCAUCCCCUUCCUCUCGCAGGAGCAUCAGCAGCAGGUGGUCCAAGCAGUGGAGCGGGCCAAGCAGGUGACUAUGGCCGAGCUCAAUGCCGUCAUUGGGGUACGGGGACUGCCUGGUCUUCCACCUACGCAGCAUCUAUCACACAACCACGGCAGCGCCCCUGUGCCCCUUACACCUCACCCCGCUGGCCUGCAUCCCUCACAGCUUGGCGGUUCUGCCAGCCUGCUGGCGCUCUCUGGAGCACUCGGUGCCAUGCCCCCCCAUCUGGCAGGGAAAGACGGCGCUGAUAAGAAGUCCCACUUGUCCGGGCCUGACUCGCACACCGGAGGACCUGAGCACUUGAGAGAUCGGGAACCUGGCACCAGUAACUCGCUGCUGCCCGAAGGCCUCCGCAACUCGGACAAGCGACGGAACGGACCAGACUUUUCAAAUGACAACAAGAAGCGCAAAGUGGAGGACAAGGACUCGAGCCACUAUGAUAGCGACGGGGAGAAGAGCGAUGAUAAUUUAGUGGUGGAUGUCUCAAAUGAGGAGCAACCCUCCCCUCGUGGCACGCCCCUGCCCUCCCCAAGAGAAAAUGGCUUGGAUAAAGCACGUCUCCUCAAGAAGGACCCCUGCAGUCCCGCUUCGACCGCAUCGUCGGCUAGCUCCUCCUCCCUCAAAUCCAAAGAGAUGGCAAUGCGAGACAAAGCAGGCACCCCUGGGCUCAAGUCAAGCACGCCCACGCCAAGAGGGGAUUCCACCCCGGGGCCGAGCUCCACACCUGGUGUCCGGCCAAGCCUCUCAAAACCCCCCUCCAUGGAGAUCCCACAUCCACCUCCUGCAGGCCUCAGGACACCUCUGGCGGUGCCCGGCCCAUACCCGGGGGCGUUUAGCAUGUUGCCACACGCCGCGGGGAUGAACGGCGACCUGGCCGGGGCGGCCAGCGCUGCUGCCUACGCUGCCGGAUUGCACAACAUUUCGCCUCAGAUGAGCGCCGCUGCCGCCGCCGCUGCAGUGGCCGCAUAUGGCCGCUCGCCAAUGGUCGGCUUUGAUCCGCACCCUCACAUGCGGGUUCCUGGAAUGCCUCCCAGUCUGACAGGAAUCCCUGGUGGCAAGCCUGCCUAUUCCUUCCACGUUGCGGCCGACGGACAAAUGCAGCCGGUGCCGUUCCCCCCCGACGCCCUGGUUGGCCCAGGUAUUCCUCGCCACGCACGCCAGAUCAACACGCUCAACCACGGCGAGGUGGUCUGCGCCGUCACCAUCAGUAAUCCCACGCGGCAUGUCUACACGGGCGGGAAGGGCUGCGUCAAGGUGUGGGACAUCAGUCACCCCGGCAACAAGAGUCCCGUGUCGCAACUCGACUGUUUGAACCGGGACAACUAUAUCCGCUCCUGCCGCCUCCUCCCUGACGGCCGCACUCUGAUCGUGGGCGGCGAGGCCAGCACACUGUCCAUCUGGGACCUGGCCACGCCCACCCCCAGGAUCAAGGCUGAGCUGACGUCGUCGGCGCCGGCGUGCUACGCUCUGGCCAUCAGCCCGGACUCCAAGGUGUGCUUUUCGUGCUGCAGCGACGGCAACAUCGCCGUGUGGGACUUGCACAACCAGACGCUGGUUAGGCAGUUCCAGGGCCACACAGACGGAGCCAGCUGUAUUGACAUUUCCAAUGAUGGCACCAAGCUGUGGACCGGAGGCCUGGAUAACACCGUCCGGUCGUGGGAUUUGCGAGAGGGACGUCAACUGCAGCAGCAUGACUUCACGUCGCAGAUAUUCUCUCUCGGCUACUGUCCGACAGGAGAGUGGCUGGCCGUGGGCAUGGAGAGCAGUAAUGUGGAGGUCCUUCACGUGACCAAGCCGGACAAAUAUCAGCUGCAUCUCCAUGAAAGCUGUGUGCUCUCUCUGCAGUUUGCCUAUUGCGGUAAAUGGUUCGUGAGCACUGGGAAGGACAACUUGCUGAACGCAUGGAGAACGCCCUAUGGCGCCAGCAUUUUCCAGUCUAAAGAAUCAUCCUCGGUGCUUAGCUGUGACAUUUCUGUGGACGACAAGUACAUCGUCACUGGUUCCGGGGACAAGAAGGCCACUGUCUAUGAGGUCAUCUACUAACGCUGCAAUGAAAGGCUCGUCUGUACCUUUGACAAAAUGAAUACAACGGCCAUUUUUAGAGCUUGAAAUCAUCACGCUCCCUUUCUUUGUGGCAACUGGGAAAAAGAGACAGACAGACAGAGUUUCACAGACCAAGACAGAUGUUACUCGAAGGUUGCAACACUGCCCUUUUUUCUCUGGAUCACCUAACGGGCGACCGGAGCAUGCAUUUUUAUUAAAACAGAGUAAAUACUAAAAGCCAACAAGCAUCGUUGGAAUUCGCCAACAGACUACAGAGGAGACAAAAUGGUGGACGCGAGCCAAGGAGAAUCUCGGAGGCGGGGAGUGUUGUCCUCAGAGCCUGUUGCCUCUUUGCCCUCUGAACCUUAGCUCCCCACAUGGAGACGCCCACGCCGUCUCAUUGCGGCCUCUGCUGUCCUUACAGCGAUUCCACCUACAUACACACACACACACACACACACAGACACACACACACACACGCAGUAUCACAUCAGCGGAUCCAUUCCUGCCAUCAAUUGUCCUGAGGCACACACAGCCUUUUACCAUCUAAGAGCAGCGUGGGGAACCUUUUCCCACUUUCUAUAAAGUCCUCCAAAGUCCUCUAAAUAUGAAAAAUUCUAAUGGGACAAAUGUGUAUAUAUAGAGCAGGACGAGUUAGCACGUCCGGCUCAGUCGAGAGGUUCUCUUUUCGACUCUGGGUCAGGCUCUCCUGGUGGAGUUUCUCCCAUAUUCCUAAAACAUACAGGUUAAGUUAAUUGAAGACUCCUAAAUUGUCCACAGGUGUGAAUGGCGACCAGUCCAGGGUGUACCCCCAUUGCUUACCCAAAGUCAGCAAAUAUAGGAUUGGGCUAAUGGAGGCAAGUGCUACAGAAAAUGGAUGAAUGGAUAGGAUUUGGGGCUGUUUCAAAAGGUUUCCCACCACAGAUUUGAUACUGAUUUGAAGAGUUAAAACAAAUAUAUAUAUAUAUAUAUAUAUAUAUAUAUAUAUAUAUAUAUAUAUAAUAUACAGGACCUCACUUACACCCUUUUUAAAAUGAUUUCUAUGAAUGAGGGUUGGGCACCCAAAAUCUCCCAAUCAAUUAAUUCAUAGAAAGGAAAUUACAGGAUGAAAAAGUCUUGAUGUUCUGAGCAAGUCACCAUUAAUUAACAAGUCUUAACAAUCAAUGGUCGAUCGAUUAUUUUGACCAUCACUAGUCUGGAUGAACAAGAAUCCAACUGCAUCCCCACAAAAGGAGUGACAAGCAUCAGCGUUGCUCAUAUUUGUGCGACAUCUAAAUCACAAUAAUUCAACUCUGCUUGUUUUUUUGCUGUUGCUUUUUUUUCCAAUUCUAUUUUUGUCCGUUGAAUGUUUGUAAAAAUGUAUAUAUGUGUUGUGUUUUUUGUUGUUGUUUUUUUUUU